Molecule: messenger RNA, 2302 nt
Organism: Tuber melanosporum (Perigord truffle)
Lineage: Eukaryota; Fungi; Ascomycota; Pezizomycetes; Pezizales; Tuberaceae
Exons: 7
Coding region: 327-2174 (615 amino acids)
Biological process (GO): actin cortical patch localization; plasma membrane tubulation; endocytosis
Cellular component (GO): actin cortical patch; Rvs161p-Rvs167p complex; mating projection tip
Molecular function (GO): lipid binding; protein binding
Source: RefSeq, a predicted model, not a curated record
GUUGUACUGGUGCUAUCACCAUAUGGACCUACCUUGCCCAUCAUCUCCUCCACCACCCGGAAACCAAGAGGACCACAGCACGAAGCAUCGUACAAGUACCAGCAAUCGACUCUAACAAAUAGGGUCACGUACCACUUGGCUUUCUAUCCUUGCAUAUUUCCACAAGAGAGCAACAAAUCACCGUAGUCAUCCUCCAGCCUGCCAAUUUCUUCGUUUUUUCCUUUCCCCCUUUCCCCUGGUUUUCCGCUUCCAUUGUUGCCGACACCCUUCGUGUCCCUCAUGUUCACACCUCCUUCACCUUUCAACACACAAUCGUCUGAGUAAGGAUGACGACCACCAUUCACCGUCAGAUAGGCAAGCUGGGAAAGAGGUCUGCGGAUGAGGCUACAGUGGCUAUGCUUAUCAAGGAGGUGAACGAUGCUGAAGUUCUAUUAGGGAAGCUAAUUGAGCACACCAAAGCCUGGCGAGAUUCUUGGACCGAGAUAUUGGUUGAUCAGACAAUCCUUACCGAUAGCUUCCACGACAUAUACAAGACCAUUCCAUUGCCUCAGGAUUACAAUAUUCAGGUCGCUGAAACUCCGGUUCCUGUCCUUAGAAAGGUUGCAAAGCUACAUGCUGCUCAGAAUGAUCUCAAGACGGAUAUGACGGAGGAGAUUGAGCGGGUGGACAAGAUGCUGGUGGAGAGACUGUCUGAGGCAAAGGCAGCAUUGAAACCGAUCAAGAAGGCUAUCGAUAAAAGAGAAAACAAGAAGCUCGACUUUGAACGCUUUACUAAAACUGUUGAGAAUCAGCGUGGGAAAAAGAACAAGUCUGAUAGGGAUUAUUCGGUCCUUUCGAAGGCAGAGUUGGACCUUGAAAGAGCGCAGAAUGCAUAUGAAAAUGCCGAUAAUCACCUCAAAGACUGGGUUCCUCAAAUGAUGACCAAAAUUACCGAGUUCCUUCCUUGCGUUGUCGAAUCGAUAGUGCAGACUCAGUACACAUUACUAUCGAACACAUAUUCCGCUAUCUACGAAUAUGCGAAUGAGCAUAAUUUUACAGAUCCUGAUGGUGAGGUAGUCAUAGCUGAGUGGGAGGAUCUCUUCAUACCCGUUCAACGCCAAGUGGAGUCCGAAAUCAGCUUUAUAGCGAGAGGAAAGGCUAUAACUAUGCCCAUGAGCCAAUUGGUACAAGAAAAGAGCUAUGUUCCGAGCAUUCCAAGGAUUGGACGAGGGAAGAAGCCUCCGCCUCCUCCACCUCCGGCUGGCGCACCAGCGGCCGCAAUUCCGGAGGAGAGAUCGAGGUUUGGAAAGAUGAUACCGAAUAAAUUUUCCCGUGAGAAGGCAGAACGGCCACCGUCACCGCCAGCCCCACCAACGAGCAGGCCUACCAUUGGCGGCGCAAGAAAUUUUUCUAGCAAUCACGAAAAGGUGGAAUCAUCCCAACACUUGUCUUCACGGCUUCCCAAUCCUGCCAUUGGCGGUGUGAGGAAAUCUUCUGGGGGCCGCGAUGGAGGGAUAAGGUCUCGGGUUCCCAGUUUAAACCCACCUGCCACCCGGGAUGAGUCCCCUCCACCUCCUCUUCCAGGACCAAGGCCCGGACAACCAGGGUCCAGGCAGAGUCCUGCCGGAGAAGUUCAACCGCAUGAUUUUAGGUCCGUUAUAAAGUCUAGAAGUGCAACGCCUCUUGCGGGCAUUGCACAAAACUCACUUUCACCCUCCCAGAGAUCAGAUUUAGUGCGGAUAAGAUCUGCUGGGUCGAGCGACGGUCGACAGCCUGAAGAGCGGCUUCUGGGGGCUGUUUCACCAUCUGCGAUUCGUGCCGCCGAGCGAUCCCUAUCAAUGGGGGCCUCCGGUUCCCAAAAUUCGAGGCCGGCUGUGCCGCGUUCACUAACAGCGGCUUCGAUACUGUCCCACAAGACUACAGUGUCGGACGCCAGCUCAUUAUCAAGCAUUGCGGGAAAAAAGAAGCCUCCGCCACCCCCGCCGCCAAAGAAGAAGGGAUUAGGAAAGGGUGAGACAUGGGUUCGGGCUUUAUUCCCUUUUGAAGGCCAAGAUAAUGGAGAUCUAGUAUUCAAUGAAGGUGAUAGGAUUAAGGUGCUGAAAAAGACCGAAAGCACCGAUGAUUGGUGGGAAGGCGAAGUACAUGGACGGAAGGGCCAGUUCCCUGCAAAUUAUACAGAAAUCAUCACUAGUUGACGGAUGAUAUUUUCGGGAAUAGGCAAACAGGUACACAUAUUGUGGUUCCUUUUGCUCUAAGCACAGUUUUUGAUCAGCGGUUUUAUGGACGUUAGUAAUCAGCGUAGGACUCGAUAGCUAGUUGCCUU